Molecule: messenger RNA, 6406 nt
Organism: Apodemus sylvaticus (European woodmouse)
Lineage: Eukaryota; Metazoa; Chordata; Mammalia; Rodentia; Muridae
Gene: Malt1
Product: MALT1 paracaspase
Exons: 18
Coding region: 188-2701 (837 amino acids)
Biological process (GO): proteolysis
Molecular function (GO): cysteine-type endopeptidase activity
Source: RefSeq, a predicted model, not a curated record
CCCCUCUCUCUGGCUGGCCGGCUGCGCGGCUUCUCAAGGGAACCUGUCUCGCGGCCCGGGAGCUUUGCUUCUUCCUGUGAAGGCCUCGCUGUGCAGCUACUUCUCCUUCCGCUCCUGCGACUCCCGGGACGGCGAGAGGCCAGCGGAAGGUGCGCGGACACCGAGUCCCGAGGUGACCGGCGUAGCCAUGUCGCUGUGGGGGCAGCCGCUGCAGGCCUCACUUCCCCUGGCUGUGCAGCAGCCCCCGACCGCACCCUCGGGACCUUCGACCUCCCCUCCAGCCGGCGCAACCCUCAACCGCCUGCCGGAGCCGCUGCUGCGGAGGCUCAGCGAGAACUUGGACCGCGCUCCGGAGGGCCGGGGCUGGCGGCAACUGGCGGAGCUGGCGGGCAGUCGGGGACGCCUCCGGCUCAGUUGCCUGGACCUGGAACAGUGUUCUCUUAAAGUAUUGGAGCCAGAGGGAAGCCCGAGUUUGUGUUUACUGAAACUAAUGGGUGAAAAAGGAUGCACAGUCACAGAACUGAGCGACUUCCUACAGGCUUUGGAACACACUGAGGUUCUGCAGCUCCUCAGCCCCCCAGGAUUAAAGAUCACCGUAAACCCAGAAUCCAAAGCAGUUUUGGCUGGACAGUUUGUAAAACUGUGCUGCCGGGCAACUGGACAUCCUUUUGUACAAUAUCAAUGGUUCAAAAUGAAUAAAGAGAUCCCAUAUGGAAAUUCAUCAGAACUUAUUUUUAACACCGUGCAUGUAAAAGAUGCAGGCUUUUACGUCUGCCGGGUUAACAACAGUUCCACCUUUGAAUUUAGCCAGUGGUCACAGCUGGAUGUGUGUGAUGUGGCAGAAGUGACAGACAGCUUCCAGGGAAGUAUGGAUGGCAUCUCAGAUUCCAAAUUGCAAAUCUGUGUGGAACCAAGGUCCCAAAGGCUGAUGCCAGGCAGCGCGCUGUCGCUACAGUGUGUUGCUAUUGGAAGUCCUAUGCCUCACUACCAGUGGUUCAAAGAUGAAUCACCAUUAACACAUGAGACAAAAAAGCAUUACACGGUUCCAUUUGUGGAUCUAGAACAUGAAGGAACCUACUGGUGUCAUGUAUACAAUGACCGAGACAGUCAAGAUAGUAAGAAGGUAGAAAUCAUCAUAGGAAGAACAGAUGAGGCAGUGGAGUGCACUGAAGAUGAAUUAAAUAAUUUGGGGCAUCCUGAUAAUAAAGAACAAACUGGCCAGCCUUUGGGUGAGUUAAGUUUAACAAAGGACAAAGUUGCUCUUUUGAUAGGAAAUAUGAAUUACUGGGAGCAUCCCAAGCUUAAAGCUCCUUUGGUGGAUGUGUAUGAAUUGACCAACUUAUUAAGGCAACUAGAUUUCAAAGUUGUUUCAUUGUUGGAUCUUACUGAAUACGAGAUGUGUAAUGCUGUGGAUGAAUUUUUACUACUUUUAGACAAAGGAGUAUAUGGGUUGUUAUAUUAUGCAGGGCACGGUUACGAAAACUUUGGGAACAGUUUUAUGGUCCCUGUUGAUGCUCCAAAUCCAUAUAGGUCUGAAAAUUGCCUAUGCGUUCAAAACAUACUGAAAUUAAUGCAAGAAAAGGAGACUGGACUGAAUGUGUUCCUGUUGGAUAUGUGUCGGAAAAGAAAUGACUACGAUGAUACCAUUCCAAUCUUGGAUGCACUGAAAGUCACUGCCAAUAUUGUGUUUGGAUAUGCCACGUGCCAAGGAGCAGAAGCCUUUGAAAUCCAGCAUUCUGGACUGGCAAAUGGAAUUUUUAUGAAAUUUUUAAAAGAUAGAUUAUUAGAAGACAAGAAAAUUACUGUGUUACUGGAUGAAGUUGCAGAAGAUAUGGGUAAGUGUCACCUUACCAAAGGCAGACAAGCUCUAGAGAUUCGCAGCAGCUUGUCUGAAAAGAGAGCGCUUACUGAUCCCAUCCAGGGGGCAGCGUGCUCUGCAGAGGCGCUGGUGCGGAACCUGCAGUGGGCCAAGGCUCACGAACUUCCAGAAAGUAUGUGCCUUAAAUUUCAGUGUGGCGUUCAUAUUCAAUUAGGAUUUGCUGCCGAGUUCUCCAAUGUUAUGAUAAUCUAUACAAGUAUAGUCCACAAACCACCUGAGAUAAUAAUGUGCGAUGCCUAUGUUACUGAUUUCCCUCUCGACCUCGAUAUUGAUCCGAAGCAUGCCAACAAGGGGACUCCUGAGGAAACUGGCAGCUAUCUAGUAUCAAAAGAGCUCCCCAAGCACUGCCUCUAUACUAGACUCAGCUCACUGCAGAAGCUAAAGGAACAUCUGAUCUUCACAGUCUGUUUGUCGUAUCAGUAUUCAGGACUGGAAGACACUGUGGAGGAGAAACAGGAGGUGAAUGUGGGGAAGCCUCUUAUUGCCAAGCUAGACAUGCAUCGAGGCUUGGGCAGGAAGACUUGCUUCCAAGCCUGUCGUAUGCCUGACGAGCCUUACCACAGCUCCACAUCUACCUCAGCAAGAACAGGGCAUUUCCCUUCCUCUCAGGACUCGUUCCAUGACGUGUACCAUUCGCAUCUUGGUAAUGCAGACAGUGGUAUGCCACCAGACAGGUGUCAUAACAGCCGGACUCCACACGCAUUCAUAUCAAAUUAUCCCCCCCACCACUACUGCCAGUUUGGUAGAAGUAAUGUGCCUGUAGAGACAACUGAUGAAAUGCCAUUCAAUUUUUCUGACAGGCUUAUGAUUUCUGAAAACUGACCUUGAUGUUUUUGAAAAUCAGAAUAGUUACAAUAAUCUCACAUAAAUUAAUGCUCAUAUAAAGUAAGGUAUGGUAAAAAGACAAACAUAUGUAUGGAGAGAAAAGUAGCAACAACUGUUUUUACAGCAUUCUCUCAGGAAUAUGAGACAUUAGAAUUACAUUAUUUAAGCUGGAUAGUGAUGUACAUACCUUUAAUCUCAGCACUCAGAAGGCAGAGGAAGGGGAAGAUCUCAGAGUCUGAGACCAGCCUGGUAUACAGAGUGAGUCUAGGACAGCCAGAAAUACACAGAGAAACUCUAACAAAAACAAAAAAAAAAUCACAUUAUUUAGCUAGAGUAUCUCUUGCUUUUGUACUGUUUUAAGGCUUUGUGAAUUAAUUUAUUUUGUAAGAAUAAAGUAUGGGGCCUGUAAAUACUGCUCAGUGGUACAGUGUCAGCUAACGUGGAAGACCCUGGCUUGCUCAUCAUUAUUGGAGGGAAAAUGAGUUCUUAGAGUAAAUAUGUAUAUCAGAUAUUUUCAUCUUGCCCACUCAAAAGAGCCAAGAGAACAGCAUUACUUUGAUUGAGUUAUGUUGUUAGCACUGAAAAAGAAUCCUUUUUCUUUCAGUUUAUUUAUGUGUCUAUGUGGGGCCCUGAGUAUGUAUGCGUGCUAGUGGAGACCAGAAGAGGGCAUCGGAUCCUGGAACUGGAAUUACAGGCAGGUGUGAGCCCUCAGUGUGAGCAGUAGGAACUGAGCAUACUCCCCUCCAAGUGCUCUUAAAAUCUCUCAACUGCAAAAAGAACCUUUCAGUCGUUGGGCUUAGUAACUUCAUUUUAUCAAUGAGAGAAACAGAGGCAAGCUGUCUUACACUGGAGCACAACUGAAGUCUCUCAGUUCUGGUCUCACAUUUCUCUUCCACUGCUUUCUACUCUAUAAGUGGUUUGGCCAUUUAAAAAAAAAAAAAAAAGUCUUAGAGUAUGGAGAUGCAUGCCUUUAAUCCCAGCACUGGGGAGGCAGAGGCAAGUAGAUCUCUGUGAGUUCAAGACCAUCCCAGUCUACAAAGAAAGUCCAGAACAGCCAGGGCUACACUGAGAAACCCGUCUCAAAAACCAAAGAAAGAAAAAAAAAAGUCUUAGAACUAAGGUGAUGGCGGUUAAUAGAGUGCCUGAUGCAAAGUGUAGAGACUAGAGAUUGGAUCCCCAGCACCUACAUGAAAGGUUGCGACAUAGGCAAAUCCUUGAGCUGGGUGGCUAGCCAAAUCAAUGAACUCUAGGGUCAGGGAAAGACUCCGUCUAAAAUAAGGUAGAAAGCACCUGAGGAAGACAACCAGUGCCGACCUUGGGGGCCAGGUGUGUGUGUGUGUGCUAGCACAGCGGACAGGACUGCCUUGGCGUUUCUGCUGCUGUGAUAAAACACCACGACCAAAAGCAACUUGGGGAGGAAAAGGUUUAUUUCAGCUCACAACUCAGGUCAUACUCCAUCAGCAAGGGAAGUCACUGAUGCAGAGGCCAUGGCCGAGUGCUGCUUACUGCCUUGCUCUCCAGGGCUGGCUCAGCCUGCUUCCUUAGAGCAUGUAGGACCAACAACCCACAGUGGGCUGGCCCUCCUGUAUUGCUCAUCAACCAAGAAAAUGCACCACAGGCCCAACAGGCCAAUCUGAUGAAGGCACUUCCUCGGUUGAGGUUCCUCUUCCAAAGUGACUAGUUUGUAUCAUACUAACAGAAAAGCAGCCAGCAUGUGGAUCCUUCCCCCAACAUCUUUAAAGUGUGUGACCUUUCAAGUCUGGCUUGAGCAUAAAGGAGCCAGGUAACCUUGUCAAUAAGUCACAAAUUCUUGUCAAAUCCCAUAACCAGAGCUUAGGUAGUUGCUGUGUACAUGGACACAAGUUUAACAUGCCUAUUGUUUUACUUUUGUGGGCUUUUCCUAACAAACAGCCUAGUGUAUUGUAAUUUGCUUCCUAUUACCUGAACUUCCAUUGGUACGCAUAUUGUCAUUGCUUUUAGCUGCCAGCUGAUAGCAAACAGAAGAUGGGGUUAGGUUCCCAGUACCCACCAGGCAGAUCACAACCUUCCGACAUCCAGUUCCAAGGGAUCCAAUGGAAAGACAAGACACACAUGGGUACACAGGCAGACAAAUACCCAUACACCUAAAAAAUAUGAGAAUGUAUAUGUUCCAUUGUAUAAUUGACUACAUUUCUCAAGUAAACCCUGACAUUUUAAUUCAUACUUUGAUACCAUAAGUUUUAUCCCAGUCUAGCUAAAGAAUAUUUUUAAAAAAUUUACACCCAGAACUACAUGACAUAUUUUUCAUAUGGACAAACUAUUCAUACAUAAAAAUAUACCUAAGACAUGGGAGUGGCGUGUGAGUAUGCAUACAUACUGUCUUUUCCAACUUGACAGCAGUGAAAAAGUUUGAGUGCACAGGACACAAAGUUUGGCUUUACUGACGAAGAGGCUCCGUUCCAUGGAUAGUGACUAUUCUCUGUACAGUCUCAGGUGACAGGCUAACAUCAGAGGGCCUAUAACACUUCACAGAGUUGGCAGUACUAAAUGAAACUAUUCCUGUAAAGUGCCACCAUUCUAGUCAGAUGAAGUAGCUCAUACCUACAAUCUGGCAUUCGGGCUGAGACAGAAUUGUCAUAAGCAGGAGCUAGCCUGAGCUACAUUGUUGAGUUUCAGAAGCCUGGGCACUAUAUAGAAUGAGAUUCAUCUCAAACAAAACUAAAAACUCUCAGUCUUCAAAAGGAUCAAGUUGUUCAAACCUGAUAUUCUCAGAACCAUCCCUAUAUAGGCAGAGUGGUUGUUAUUGAUGUUUUAGUGUAUUUUCAUAAGAUUGGCAAUGUAUAAACUAGAGAGACUGCCCAGCAGUUAAGAGCACUAACUGCUCUUCCAAAGGACCCAGUUUGACUUCCAAUACCACAGGUUGGCUUGUAGCUGUCUGUAACUCCAAUUUCACAAGAUCCUGUACUCUUUCUGGCCUCCAAGAUCACCAGGCAUGCAUAGACAUAUAUGCAUGCAAAACACCCAUGCACAUAAAUUUUUAAAUUAAAAAAAAAAAAUAGGCCAGGUUACAGGUGCAUACCUUUAGUACCAGCACUCAGGAGGCAAAGCUAGGGAGAGCUCUCAGUCUGAAGCCCACCUGGUCUACAUAGAGUUCCAGGACAGCCAAAGCUAUGCAGAAAAACCCUGUCUCAGGGCAAGAGGGGACUAAAUUAAUUUAAAAGAUAAGUUAUGGGGGCUGGAGAGAUGGCUCAGAGGCUAAGAGCACUGGCUGCUCUUCCAGAUGUCCUGAGUUCAAUUCCCAGCAACCACAUCGUGGCUCAUAGCCAUCUAUAAUGAGAUCUGGUGCCCUUUUCUGGCCUAUAGGCAUUCAUGCAGGCAGGACACUAUAUACAUAAUAAAUCUUUAAAAAAAAAAAAAAGAUAAGUUAGAGUUGAAUUGUAUUCACUCCAGAAUUACUUUGUAAAAACAAAAAUGUGUCUUUAACAUGACCAGUUGUUACUGUAUAAAAUAUUCUGUAUAGCAACCCAGAACAGCAUAACAGUUUAUCUACAUAGGGAUUAUAUUUUUGUUUGCUUAGCUGUGUUUUCCUAAUUGUAUAUACUGAACAACUGUUGUGUAACUUAAAACACAGACGAAUGUGGUUAUUAUAAAGAUGCCCAGCUUUGAUAGCAUUCUCUUGAAACAUGUUUGUCUUUCUAUAAACACACUCUUAAUAUAUGAGCA